This is a messenger RNA of Styela clava, 2722 nucleotides long. Lineage: Eukaryota; Metazoa; Chordata; Ascidiacea; Stolidobranchia; Styelidae. The record is from RefSeq and is a predicted model, not a curated record.
ACUCGUGCUUCAGCCAUUGCCUCAGCUCCCUUGCGCUAACAGCUGUAUUUCGUCAGAUUUUCAAGAUUUGCUUCAAAUUAAUCUUUUUGAUGGCCUGAGAUUUGAGUUUUUCCGUGUUCAAGCUGUAAGUUUUGACUUGGGCUGUUGUAAGCUAAAUAAUGGCUGCUAACGAGAGCAUAAGUGAUUUUGAAAAUUGGUUGUGCAAGAAACUAACGGAGUUGGAAAUUGACGCUGAUGUUUAUGGAUCUUAUAUCACUGGCAUUUUGGAGGAAGAAGAUGAAUCUGAAAAUAAAAAAGAGGCACUGGAAGGAAUUUUAGGAUCUUUAUUAGAAGAUCCAGAAGGAUUAUGUGAAGAAGUGUUAGAAAAAUGGAAACCAUUUACCGAGAAGAAUGAAACAAAGGCAGAAACAAAAUCAACAAUAGAAGACAUUCUAGCAGCUCAUUCUGCGAAAGUAACGAACGUACAAGCAACAGAGAAACCAACGAAUAAUAACAGUUCGGCAGGAGAUUCGGCAAUGAAAAGAGCAUUGCUUGAAAAAUAUGCUGAGGUUUAUGAAGAAGUCGAUGAAGAUGAACAAGAAAUGAAGAAACAGCCAUCAAAGCCUUAUGCGCCAACUUUAGGAUUAUUUCAAAAUGUAAAUGUGAAAACAGUCAGUGAUGCAGAGAAACAGAAAAGAGAGAAACAAAAAGAAGAGAAUCAAAAGAAAAAAGAGAAAGACAAGCUCGACAGACAGAAACAAAUGAUGAAAAAAGAAGAACGCAAAGAAAAAGAAAAGAAACGAACUCAAAAACAAGAAAGGAAAGCCAGAUAGCACUAAAUGCUGCAAUCAAAAUUUAUAUAUAUAUAUUUCUUAAUUUAGGCAUUUUCCAAAUUAUAGUGGCUUGGUCGGUACUUGGGAGCUGUAUUUAUUUUUUGUUUAUUGGGUAAAAUGUCACCUGGUGGGGUAUUAGUACUCCCGUAUGUGUGCCAGGUUAGGGUUAGGCCAUAAUUUUAUUCUGAUUUUCCUUAUUUUUAGUUGCGAGUUCGGGGACUGUCCGUGUCAGCCUCGUGAAUAUACCCCCUGCCCAUAGGUUUCACAUGCCCAUACACAUGUGUGUAUUAUCCUAAUCUCUAUUUGCUUGUCAGUACAACUAAAUAUAUCUGAGACUACUACCUAUCCGUCUGUAACAUACUUCAUCUUGUGGCGAAUUGUUAUGACAUUCAUACUUUUCUCUUGCAUCUUUGUUGCCAUGGUUUUAGGAAAUAAAUUUUUAUGCAACCUCCAAAUACUUUGUUCCCAAUUAAAUAAGAGCUUAUCUCUUUGCAGUAAGACAUCCUAAAUCUAAAACUAAAUAACAUGGCUAUUGGUUGCUCUCUCACAGACCAAAUUCAAAGAUUGUAUUAAUUAAAUAUAUUCUCAUUACACAUUAACUCGGUGACAUUAUUAAAAGUUAGAAAUUCAUAUCUUUUUAACGAAUACACAAAUUGUUCGAUUUUCCAUUUUAUUUUUUUCAUCCUAAUUCAACCUAGCUAAAAGACUUUCGUCCUUUCAAAAAUAUUUAAAGGCGCACUUUGAAUCCAUUUUUUAAAUCCCAAAAAUCGACCGUGCGCAUCAUAAGUACGCGCGCCGUAUGUAUGUAUCAGGUAGACCAGGGGUCGGCAACCUCCGGGCCGGAUCCGACCCGCGGAGUAAUAUAAUCCGGUCCGCGAUGCUUUACUGAAUUAUAGUAACAAAUCAACUGUUUUGACAGUUAUAUUAUUCACGUAACAGAAUUUAUUGUGAUACACGUGCAGUCUAAAUUAUGUUAUAAUCUUACAAGUAUAAAAUUCACAAUUACACGUUUAAUGAUCCUAUACUUAAUUAUAAUUAAACAAAUGGCAACUAAACGCACAAAAGUUGAUGCAGAGCGCAAAGGGUUCAUGGCGCCGAAAAUAUUCAAAUGGGAUUUUUUGGGAUGCAAUGCGGGAAAAAAUCUAUAUUCUAUUCGAGAGAUGUAUCACUGCUUGAUUUUUAUUACAAAAAGUAGCAUCAGUUCGGCCUUCAACUUUCUAAAAAUAUGUGUGGCCCGCCAAUGACUUGCAACCCCUAAUUUUGGCCCGCGAGAGACGAAAGGUUGCCUACCCCUGAGGUAGACUUUGGGCUCAAUUACCUACAUUGGUAUUGCUUCAAAAUCGUUGCGUUUUAUAGGCCGAUGCGCCCUAUUAUGGAUGAAUAAAAACCCAAUCUAAGCAAUUUAUUGGCAUUUCUUCUUAUAAUACGUUGCUGCCUUAUGGCCCGUGAAAUAGGGUAAUUGAAUACUUAUUUAUGGUGUCCCUGCUAAUUAAAAAAUUCUAAAUGUCGAUUUAGCCACUGUUACAAUAGUCAAAACUUAAUAUCGUAUCUGUGUUUAAAUCAAAUCACAAUUUUAUUGAUUUCAUGAUUGUUAUCAAACGUGAUUUUUUUCUGGUCAAGUACGUUUUACAGUUGUAACUUGUGGAACUCGCAAAUACUAUAUUCUCUCUGUGAUGUCCCUUUUCUUGUUGAUGUAAAUAUGUAAAAUUAAUACCUGCUCAUAAGCAAGCGUUAUAUACCGCAAAUUUUACCAACAUUUAGAAUUCCUCUGUGUCAAGACUGUGGAAACUGUAUAUUUGCAUAAAUAAGCCUGUUUAGUAACCACUCGUUGUCUUGUUGAUUGUUAAAAUACCUGGCGUUGUCUUCUUCUCUGUAUUUUAUGUCGCAAAUGCCAAAUAUAUUGAACACUU